GCGGAAGUCGGUUAUGGCGGCGUAAACAAGACACAUGACAGAAUAAGAUGCAGUCAAAAAUGCCCACAGGGACAUGUAGCAAUGCAAAAAGUUACUAAAAGACGAGCAGAUUGUCCCGAGUGUACCAGGUUUUAAAUACAUGAUCGUGAACAGCUAACCUGCCAAGAGGAUGGACUGCGUCGUCACGGGAGGAAACGUCAAAGUGCUGGCCAAAGCUGUCCACUCCUUGUCCCGAAUUGGAGAUGAGCUUUACGUGGAGCCGCAAGAGGAUGGGCUGGCCCUGCGGUCUGUGAACUCGUCUAGAUCUGCGUAUGCUUGUUUCCUGUUUUCACCACUGUUGUUCAGCAGCUACACAACAGCCAGUGGCCAUUCCUUUCGCUGCAAAUUGGCAAUAAAGAGUGUACAAUCCGUGUUCAGAUCUUUGGCAACUUUGGAGAAAACUGUGGAGAAAUGCCACAUCAAAUUAGAUGAACAAAAGAGCCGGCUCACGUUUACACUGCACUGCAAACACGGCCUAGUGAAGACGCACAACCUGUCUUUCCAGGACAGUGAAAGUUUGCAAGCAGUAUUUGAUAAAGACAGCUCUGCCAAUAUAUUCAGAGCCCAGCCCAGGUUGCUCGUGGAUACAGUUGUUCACUUUCCUCCCUCUCUUGAAGAAAUAACUCUUUCAGUGAGUGACGACCGAAUGUGGUUCAAGAAUCAUGUGGAGGAAGAUGCAGAGCCAUCCAAGGCCAUGCUUACAGAGCUGUGUCUGUCUUCUGAUGAGUUUGACCAUUUUUCUGUACAAACUCAAAACAGCAUCACUUUUUGCCUAAAGGAGCUUCGAGGUUUGUUGUUAUUUGCAGAGUCCACUGGUCUGCCCAUUUCUAUACACUUUGAUGAGCCAGGCAGUCCUGUUGUGCUUUCAGUAACAGACAGUGUCCUGGACGGAAACUUUGUGUUGGCAACACUUUCAGAUGAAAAUAAUACUCACAAAAGAAAUUCAAGGUCGUGCACUCAACCUUUGCCCCCUCCCGAUGACUUUAUGAACGAUGACAUGGACUCCUACCUUAUCGCCAUGGACACCAGUAUUGUACCAGAGCCAUCAGUAACAGCCUCAGCCCCGUUAGCCAGAGCUGAAUCUUCAAAACACAGCUCAGUGAAUCACAGGACACAGCAGCACAGUGAAGAUGAAAACGAAACUGACGAAACAGACCACACAGACGGGCCGCCAAAUAAGAAGUUUUGUUCUCUUUUCUUUGGAUCGGUCCUCCCUCCGCCUUCUCAGAUGUCUACUCAGCCCAUAACGACUCAGGAAGUGUUGGCCAGUGAUAGUGAAGAGGAAACUCAGUUGGAGUAACGUUUGACUGUCUACACCCUUCACCAAAGCCUUUUUACUACAGCUUUUAUUAUAAUGACAAUAAUGCCAGGGUUUAAAAUAGUUAAAUUAUGGAUAGAAGUCCACACCGUUUAUUAUUCUGUUGGAUUGUUCCUGUAAAUAAAAAAAUAGUAUUUACACAGUU
Messenger RNA from Periophthalmus magnuspinnatus, 1502 nucleotides. It is a transcript of the gene rad9a, whose product is annotated as RAD9 checkpoint clamp component A. NCBI's taxonomy places the organism in Eukaryota, Metazoa, Chordata, Actinopteri, Gobiiformes, Gobiidae. The record is from RefSeq and is a predicted model, not a curated record. The transcript is spliced from 12 exons. Gene Ontology annotation, cellular component: checkpoint clamp complex. Gene Ontology annotation, biological process: DNA replication checkpoint signaling; mitotic intra-S DNA damage checkpoint signaling; DNA repair. The coding region runs from base 170 to 1339 and encodes 389 amino acids.